UCUAUAUCUAUAUACAUAAAUUGUUUUGUCAUGUUUAAGUUUCAGUUCAGUUUUCAAUUUUAAAUGUUUAUUUCGUUCACAUGAACUUAUGAAAAUUAAAAUUAAAUUCUUUUCGUGAAUCAAGUUUUCCCAGAGCAUGUUACAAUUGAUAGGAUAAAGGAAAUAGUUUUGCUAAACUGAACAACACGCAAUUUACAACGAUGUCUUUAUCGCCGACUGAUUUUCCAUCUGCUGCCAGUCCUAUGACGAAUUGUUCAUUGACUUCAAAUGCCCCAAAAUACGGCACCUUGGUCCCCAACCGAGUUUUCGUGGGGGGUAUAGCGAGCAACACUUCUGAGGAGGAAUUAGCCAGAUUAUUUUCAAGUUAUGGAAAUGUUAAGUCCACUAAAAUAAUAUCUGAUAGAGCAGGUGUUUCUAAGGGUUACGGAUUUGUCACUUUCGAGCAAGAGAAUGAGGCCAAAAAAGUCUUGAAAGAGGGUGAAAGUAUAUUCCUGAAAGAUCGAAAAUUAAAUGUUGCCCCAGCAAUUAAGAAGCAGCCAUUUAAUCGUUCGUUUGAGGAACCUGUACCUGCUGUAAAUGCUACAUCAGGAACUUUAUAUUACAACUCUGGUAUGGUGCCAGCUGGAUAUAAUUUCCAAGGUGGUGUUUUAUAUUACAAUACAACUAUGAAUACUCCUGAGCCACCGAUGUAUCCAUCGAUCACCCCAUAUAAUCCAUCAAUUCCUGCAUCACCGUAUCAAAUGUUAUAUCAAUGCGCACCUCCUGUCUAUGUGCAUCCGAAUUAUAUUCAGCAACCUUACCAGCCAUUGCAAGUAGGAGUCAAUAAUGUAUAUUACAAGUGAUUGUGAUCUGGUGUGAGUAUUAAUUUUCAUAAUACAUAUUCUUUGAAAACAUUACAAUUAAUUUAAAUUCAUGAAUUAAAUGCAUUUAACAUGCACUGGUACUACAUAAACCACAUGAAAAGGACUACAUACCAAUUACUUUGAUAUUUAUUCUUUAUAGCUUUGAAAAUGUAAAAAUAAGCAGUUUGCAUAAAUGAUUGAUGAUUUUGUGAUACGUAAUAAUUGAGAACAAUCUGUUUUUUCUUUACAUAUUCACACUAAUUAAGCAUGUCCGGUUUUUCCAUUGUUCAAUUUAAAAUUUAUUUAAGCAAUGAAAAUUGUAGGUUGUGAAUAUGUUAGAUAGGAUGACUAGUAUUUCUAUUUUCAAAUGUGGUAUGGCAUUUAUUUUAAAGGAGUUUGACUGAUGUUUUAUAAUUUUUGUUUCUAAAUUCUGACGAGCAAGUUGAAUUGUAAAUCACUCGUUGAACAGACUUCAUAAAAUAGAGAAUGUUUAAUAAAAUUUAUUUGAUCAAAAAUUUACUUCUAUUGUGCUUGAAAAUAGAAAUAAUCAAAUAUAAAUUAUUGUAUAGUAUUUAUUGAUUCUUCAUAAUAUUUGCUGGACAAUGA
Molecule: messenger RNA, 1448 nt
Organism: Ctenocephalides felis (cat flea)
Lineage: Eukaryota; Metazoa; Arthropoda; Insecta; Siphonaptera; Pulicidae
Product: protein boule-like
Exons: 5
Coding region: 201-842 (213 amino acids)
Molecular function (GO): RNA binding
Source: RefSeq, a predicted model, not a curated record